Messenger RNA from Chara braunii, 1035 nucleotides. Lineage: Eukaryota; Viridiplantae; Streptophyta; Charophyceae; Charales; Characeae. The record is from the annotation of a GenBank genome assembly.
CGGUAGGUAUGCAAGGUUCGCCUCACUAAUUUAUAAGAAGAGGAUUAAGCCGCUACUCGUCAGUACAUUUGCUGCCUUCGAUCGUACGUGUACUAUACUACGCUUAGCGCUCGAUACUUUGCUGUCUGGUAACUAGAAUGCAGGCGAAUAUGGCGGGCGUGAUGGGAUCCAAUACCGGUGUACAAGCCAUCGGAGGCCCUGGACACCCGAUGAUGACUGGGCAGAACAUUGGUGGAUCACCAGUUGGAGGCAUGCCUGGCCUGCCGAUGGCAUCAAUGAAUGGUGUGAACAUUUCCCCGCCUAUUAACACUCCGGUAUCACAGUACGGAGUUGUUACCUGCUACAUCUGUGGGAGGAACGGGCACUAUGCCCGGAAUUGCUGGCAGGCGGCAAGCAAGCAAAAGCCGGAGGAAGAGAAUAGUGAGAAGAGGGAGAUGCUCGUAGCUUCGAACCCCCAGCUAGUGAUCGAGCCUAAGAAACGCUCACCGCGUUCGAAGGCUCGAAUCCUGCGUGAGCUUAGAAGCUAUAUAGCUGAAUCUGACGAGGAUAGUGAGGAAGUUAAAGAGGAAACUGGCAGGCUGUUAGAGGAACUUGAGAAGAAGAAGAAGGGAAGGCGAGUGAAUGCAGCACCACAGGCAACUACGAGUCGCACAUAUAAGAAGAACUUUGCGGCGAAGCAAGCGAUGGCGCGACAGAAGACCGCGAACGAGGACGAUUUCAGAACACCAACGAAGAUGUGCGCCGCCGAAGCUUCGAGUGAAGGAAUGGUGGACUACGCCCUCACGCAGACAAAGACCUUGUCUGCCCUCAAGGCAAACGAGAUCCGAAAGAUCUGCGAUCGCGAGGGCGUAAGGUACGUAGUCAAGAACCAGGCUAUCGAGGAGAUCGUCUGCUGCCGCACUAGGCUCGCUUACGAAGGCUUCUUCGAGAAGGAACGAGCGACACCAUCUGACAAGGCGACAGUGGAAGGACUGGAGCGGAUUCGGUGAUGGACGAUCUGUCGUCACAUGCCGCUGUAGGACGCCUGCGUGAACU